Messenger RNA from Myiozetetes cayanensis, 489 nucleotides. RefSeq names its product E3 ubiquitin-protein ligase RNF4-like. The transcript is spliced from 6 exons. Gene Ontology annotation, biological process: positive regulation of transcription by RNA polymerase II. Bases 1 to 489 code for a protein of 162 amino acids. Lineage: Eukaryota; Metazoa; Chordata; Aves; Passeriformes; Tyrannidae. Gene Ontology annotation, molecular function: transcription factor binding. The record is from RefSeq and is a predicted model, not a curated record.
AUGAGUGACACUGAAGAGGAACCAGGAGAUAAUAAUGGCACAUGGCCAACAGGUCCUGUUAGUUCUGCAAUUUGGGUGGAUGAGAGCUCAGAGCUUCCUGAAGAGUAUAUACAACAAAUGAGAAAUCUUUCACUAAGAAGCCAUCAACAUUCAGACAGCUCUGUACUGAGUAGAGAUGAUGAACAUGAAACAACAGUUAAUGAUGUGCAUGUGACUGCUACAGCAUCUGAACAACAGGGAUCACGAGAGAAGCAAACUGCAAGAUCAAGAUCUGUUCCCUCUAGUGCACGGCCACCAGGCACUAUUUGGUGUCCAAUUUGCAUGGAUUUUUACUCACAGAUUCUGCGAAGUGAACGACUGCUUUUGUCAACCCUGUGCGGCCACAUCUUCUGCAGUCGGUGCCUCCCUGUUGCCAUUGAGAUUAUCAGAGCUUGUCCAACCUGCAGCAGAGAACUCACUCACAGAGAAUAUCAUCCCAUUUAUAUGUGA